Molecule: messenger RNA, 1140 nt
Organism: Annulohypoxylon truncatum
Lineage: Eukaryota; Fungi; Ascomycota; Sordariomycetes; Xylariales; Hypoxylaceae
Exons: 1
Coding region: 94-858 (254 amino acids)
Source: RefSeq, a predicted model, not a curated record
GCCAUUUAAUUCUUGCUUGACUUGAUUCCCAACCAUCUAAUUAUCGUCAAUCGCAUGGGAUAUCUCCCAUAAUAAAAAGGUAAUGCAUGCGUCAUGGUAAUUUUGCAUUCUCUUCGUCCUGUAGAUCCUUCCCCUCCUUCAAACUGUAAGGUGCAAAAUCUCUCGCAGCCCUCAGCCGUCUCAAGCAAGUUUCUUGAGGUGUUGACCAAGAUGCAUCCGAACGUGUUGAUCUCCUUCCUUUUCUUCACAUCCUCUUCUGCGUUGCCAUUCAUUGCGCAAAAGAGAGAGCCAACUAGUCCUUUAGAAGCUCGCGCUACUUAUUCAGUCGUUCCCAUCGAUGGAGGCGGUUCGGAUUCUACAGAGACGAUUACCGCAACUCCAACUCCAACUACGAAGACAGUUGUCGAGACCUCUCCGCCAGUCACCGACACUGUAACAAUCACUGCUGAUCCGGCCACACAAACCGUCUCUACUACAGUCUCCGUUGUUGAUAUCGAACCAACAACCGACGUUGUGACGACUACCGUGUCUUCAGACAAAACGUCAACAUCAAUCUCAGCUUACCCCAGCCUGCCCAGCACGGAGCCCACUACACCAUUCACAACGCCUACUUCAACUACACUCAUUUCGACUUCAUCUCCCACACCGUCAAGUGUGGCUACUACUUCGGCUCCAUCAUUGACGGAGACCUCGCCGCAACCUACAAUCCCCACUAGCUCUUUCACAACUUUUUGGGCAACGUCUGUUCCAGUGACAAGUUGGAGCUGGAGCUCAAGCACAUCGUACGACGAUGGCUCCUGGCAUACGACCUAUCCCUGGAACGGCACCGUGGCUCACCGAUUUGCUCGCCGACAUUAAAAUGACAUACCGAGCCUUUUUAUUCUUUGUAUUUCUUUAACUUCCUCUAACCGGGAACGAACUGUACGGAUAAUACAUGCCAUGUAUGGAAUAUUACGUGUAAAGAUCAUUACGGAAGGAUGAAAUAUGAGGAUUAAUGUAAUAUCAUGUUUGGGGACUUGGAACUUCGCCUAGUCAAGGGACGGAAUAAUGGACCUCACGCAACCCAAGCGCUGGAAUGCGUCGACUCGUAUUUAAUAGCCCGAGAUGCUAGAUACGAAAAUAAAUAUUGUUAAACAAUAC